Molecule: messenger RNA, 2523 nt
Organism: Oryza brachyantha (malo sina)
Lineage: Eukaryota; Viridiplantae; Streptophyta; Magnoliopsida; Poales; Poaceae
Product: cycloartenol synthase
Exons: 18
Coding region: 98-2377 (759 amino acids)
Biological process (GO): triterpenoid biosynthetic process
Cellular component (GO): lipid droplet
Molecular function (GO): intramolecular transferase activity
Source: RefSeq, a predicted model, not a curated record
GAAUCUCGUGCUCCGCGCAUCAUCCGAUCGAUUCGCUCGCCGCCGCCGCCGCAGCUGAUCGGUUGGUUGAUCGGCGGCGAGGAGGAGGAGGGGGAGGAUGUGGCGGCUGAGGGUGGCGGAGGGCGGGGGAGACCCGUGGCUGCGCACGAAGAACGGCCACGUGGGGCGCCAGGUCUGGGAGUUCGACCCCGCCGCGGACGACCCCGAGGAGCUCGCCGCCGUCGAGGACGCGCGCCGGGGGUUCGCCGCCCGCCGCCACGAGUUCAAGCACAGCGCCGACCUCCUCAUGCGCAUCCAGUUUGCUAAAGCAAACCCUCUUAAGCUGGACCUUCCAGCUAUCAAGCUAGAGGAGCAUGAAGCUGUUACAGGCGAAGCUGUAUUGUCCUCUUUGAAAAGGGCAAUUGCCCGUUAUUCUACUUUUCAAGCACAUGAUGGACACUGGCCUGGGGAUUAUGGUGGCCCCAUGUUCCUUAUGCCAGGAUUGAUUAUAACAUUGUACGUGAGUGGAGCACUGAACACUGCUUUGUCAUCUGAACAUCAGAAGGAGAUGCGACGGUAUCUCUACAAUCAUCAGAAUGAAGAUGGAGGAUGGGGUUUGCACAUUGAGGGCCACAGCACCAUGUUUGGCUCAGCCUUGACAUAUGUUUCGUUGAGAUUGCUUGGGGAGGGGCCAGAUAGCGGUGAUGGGGCUAUGGAGAAAGGCCGAAAAUGGAUUUUAGACCAUGGGGGAGCAACUUAUAUAACAUCAUGGGGCAAGUUUUGGCUUUCGGUACUUGGUGUAUUUGACUGGUCUGGCAACAACCCAGUGCCACCAGAAAUAUGGUUGCUGCCAUAUUGCCUGCCAAUUCAUCCAGGACGCAUGUGGUGUCAUUGCCGGAUGGUUUAUUUGCCUAUGUGCUACAUUUAUGGAAAGAGGUUUUCAGGACCAGUUACACCAAUUGUGUUGGAAUUAAGAAAGGAACUCUAUGAAGUACCCUACAGUGAAGUUGAUUGGGACAAGGCUCGCAAUCAAUGUGCUAAGGAAGAUCUGUACUAUCCACAUCCAUUCGUACAGGAUGUGUUAUGGGCCACUCUCCACAAAUUUGUUGAGCCAGUUAUGUUGCGUUGGCCUGGGAGCAAAUUGAGGGAGAAAGCCUUGGACACUGUCAUGCAGCAUAUUCAUUAUGAAGAUGAGAACACCCGAUAUAUCUGCAUUGGUCCAGUAAACAAGGUAUUAAAUAUGCUUGCUUGCUGGAUUGAAGAUCCAAACUCAGAGUCAUUCAAACUCCACAUCCCGAGAGUCCAUGAUUACCUGUGGAUUGCUGAAGAUGGCAUGAAAAUGCAGGGUUAUAAUGGAAGCCAGUUGUGGGACACAGCUUUCACAGUUCAAGCUAUAGUGGCUACAGGCCUCAUUGAAGAAUUUGGCCCUACUCUUAAGCUAGCACAUGACUACAUAAAGAAAACCCAGGUUAUUGAUGACUGCCCAGGAGAUCUUAGUCAAUGGUACCGCCACAUAUCUAAAGGUGCAUGGCCCUUUUCUACUGCUGAUCAUGGUUGGCCUAUAUCAGAUUGCACUGCAGAAGGACUUAAGGCCUCACUGUUGCUAUCGAAGAUUUCUCCAGAUAUCGUCGGUGAAGCAGUGGAAGUUAAUAGACUGUAUGAUUCUGUCAAUUGUCUGAUGUCAUACAUGAAUGAUAAUGGUGGUUUUGCAACAUAUGAACUCACAAGGUCUUAUGCAUGGCUGGAGCUUAUCAAUCCAGCUGAGACCUUUGGGGAUAUUGUGAUUGAUUAUCCGUAUGUGGAAUGUACUUCAGCAGCAAUUCAGGCCCUCACAGCAUUUAAAAAGCUCUACCCUGGGCACCGGAGGACUGAAAUAGAUAGCUGUAUCAGCAAAGCUGCUAGCUUUAUUGACAGUAUUCAAAAAAGUGAUGGUUCAUGGUAUGGUUCUUGGGCUGUUUGUUUUACCUAUGGCACAUGGUUUGGUGUGAAGGGGUUAGUUGCUGCUGGUAGGACAUUCAAAAGCAGUCCUGCAAUCAGAAAGGCAUGCGACUUUCUGUUAUCCAAAGAGCUUCCUUCUGGAGGCUGGGGAGAAAGCUAUUUGUCAUCUCAAGAUCAGGUUUACACCAAUCUCGAAGGGAAGCAAGUUCAUGCAGUGAAUACUGGUUGGGCUAUGCUGGCUCUAAUCGAUGCAGGACAGGCUGAGAGAGAUCCAAUGCCGCUGCAUCGAGGAGCGAAGGUUUUGAUCAACUUACAGGGGGAGGAUGGUGAAUUCCCUCAGCAAGAGAUCAUUGGUGUCUUCAACAAAAACUGCAUGAUCAGUUACUCCGAGUACAGAAACAUCUUCCCCAUCUGGGCCCUCGGGGAGUACCGUCGCCGAGUCUUGGCCGUAGAGAAGUAGUCAGCACGACAAAUGUGGAUUUGUAUCGGCGUCAAAUAAUGUCAGCUAGGUUCCUGUGAAUGUGAUGCUCCAAUAACGUGGGUGGCUAUAUGUAUUCCGUGUUAGUUGAUGAUUGCAGCGUAGUUAACUAGAGAUGCAUUUCAACA